ACACGUUGCACCGAGUGGAUCAUAAUUUUACAUUCCAACAAAAUAUGAAAUCGUUCGUGUUGCUCUGCCUUUUGGUGACUUUGUGCGCCGCACAGAGAAUACCCUCAAGUAAUAUAUUGAAUCAAGUAGUUCAAGCUAUAAAAACGGCUAAAUCCAACGUUCAAAGCAUCCAGUCGGACAUCAGACGAGCUAGAACGAACUUUCAGUUAAAUACACAAAAUGAACUGGCCAACAUUAACUAUCAAAGUUUUAAGACCAUAACCGAUAUUGAAAGCACGAGGCUUAAGUAUAUCCAGGAAAAAUCAGAAGAAGCUAAGGCAUCAGGCAAAGAUGCCGACCAGUGUUUGAAUAAUGUGGCUAGUAAUAUGAAAUCUGGUAGUCAAGCAGCACGCAGCGAACUCAACAGAUGCGACAGUCAAGGGAAACAGCUUCUUCAGACACAACUGCUGAAAUUCGACGCACUGCAAGCAGACGGACAGAAACUGAUCAAUGAGUUGGACAACAUUGCCUUGCAAUGUUAUAAUUCGAACAUUAAUCAAAUGGCAAGUUGUAUGAGUAUAAAAGUAGGACUCGUUAAUAGAUCAAUCCGUGUAUACCAGCAAGAGGCUUCACAAUUACAAUCAAACGCACAAUCUCAGAAAAGCAAUAUAAUCCUAUCAACAUCCUCUUGCAACAAUCAAGCCGUCAAUACAUGUCGUUCCGCAUCUACCGAUGCAAUAUAUGCCGCGGCUAAUUGCCUUAAAAGCUAAUUCAUUAAGUUAAGUGCUGAAUUCAUCAAAUGUCCAAUUAAGAGUUAAAUUGUUUAAGGGUCAAAUAAAAUAAACCUUCGUUUUUCCUAAACGAAUCCUGAGCGAUUAGUAAUAAUAAAUUUUAAUAGUUGAAUAUUCCAUUUGACUCAUUGAACAAACAAAAACCUGAGGCCCUAUCGUAACACCUUACACGAGAUAUGUACUUAUGUACUUUUAAUAAGUUUUAGGAAACUCGAAUGUACUUUUAAUAAACAGCAAU
Habropoda laboriosa is the source of this 1008-nucleotide messenger RNA. RefSeq lists its product as uncharacterized. Bases 45 to 749 code for a protein of 234 amino acids. NCBI's taxonomy places the organism in Eukaryota, Metazoa, Arthropoda, Insecta, Hymenoptera, Apidae. The record is from RefSeq and is a predicted model, not a curated record. The transcript is spliced from 4 exons.